This is a messenger RNA of Nerophis lumbriciformis (worm pipefish), 2055 nucleotides long. RefSeq lists its product as uncharacterized. NCBI's taxonomy places the organism in Eukaryota, Metazoa, Chordata, Actinopteri, Syngnathiformes, Syngnathidae. Gene Ontology annotation, biological process: regulation of transcription by RNA polymerase II. The record is from RefSeq and is a predicted model, not a curated record. Gene Ontology annotation, molecular function: DNA-binding transcription factor activity; RNA polymerase II cis-regulatory region sequence-specific DNA binding.
CCCGCGAAUGCACGUCGCUUAGCAUGGCUGCUGCGUCGAGCUAAUUCUAUGUUUCAAGGCAACGAGCUUGAAAUCAAGUCGAGUAUUUGCGGUCGCUAUUGCAGCAAAACAUCAAAAAUGUUGAAAAGGUUGGUGAACGAGCGACUAACUGCGGCAGCUGAUGAAAUAUUCGCGCUGUUUGAAAGAACGAUAGCGUCGUACGAGGAGGAACUUUCCAGAACAAAAGAGGAGAACGAGCAACAAAGACAACAACUGGAAGCUGUUAGCAAGACUUCCAUUGUGUUACACACUGAAGACGUCCUGCACGAAGAAAGUCCCCCUUUACCGCAGGGAGGGAGCUCCACUUUAAAGCAGAAGGAUCCAAAGCCCCCCCACAUUAAAGAGGAAGAGGAUGAACUCUGGAUCACUCAGGAAGGCGAAUAUUACACCAAGUUGGAGGAAGAUGGUCUUCCCUUAUUGCCACUGACUGUGGUCUCUGUGAAGACUGAAGACCAUGAAGACAAACCAGCAGACAACCUCUUAGCUCCACUAUCAGACUGUGACGACACAUGGUCACACUUUCCUGAGGAUGCAGACAGGGACAACACCCAAGAAGCUUUGAGCAGUGAUGCAGGCUGUGAAGGUGUCCAAAACCUGAUAAGUCGUCAAGAAGAACCGCAGAGAGGUAGCAUCACUUUGGAGAAUAAGGAUCCACAGUCCCCCCACAUUAAAAAGGAGGAGGAGGAGGAACUCUGGAUCAGUCAGGAGGGAGAGUGUGUUGCCAGGCAGGAGGAGGCUGAUCUCAGCAAGUUGCCACUGACUGUUGUCUCUGUGAAGAUUAAAGAUGACAAAGAUGAACCCCAAGAAGACUUCUUAGCUCCACUAUCAGACAGCGCUGACACGUCACACUCUCCUGAGGCUAAAGACGGAGACGCCACCCAUGAACCUUUAGACAGCGAUACAGACUGUGAAGGUGAUAUGAGGACUCGAACUGACAACAAACCCUCGGAAGUACCUGAAAAGAAGACCGGUAAAAAAUGUUUGACCUGCCCGGUUUGCGCAAAAAGCUUUUCUGACAAGCGAUAUUUUCCUCUACACAUGAGAACGCACACGGGAGAAAAACCCUUCAGUUGUUCAAUUUGCGAUAAAAGAUUCUCUCAAAAUUCACAUUUGUUAUCACACGUGAGAACGCACACUGGGGAAAAACCUUUUAGCUGCUCAGUUUGUGACGAGAGGUUCUCUAAAAAGUCCAACAUUGUAAAUCACAUGAGAACGCACACGGGAGAAAAACCUUUUGGUUGUUCAGUUUGCGAGGCCAAAUUUGCUAAGAGGUUCACUCUGAAGAGGCACAUGACCACGCACACGCGGGAAAAACCCUUUAGUUGUUCGGUUUGUGGCGAAGGUUUUGCUGUGGAAAUGUCUCUGAUUAGACACCAAAGAACGCACACAGUAGAAAAACCUUUUAGUUGUCCAGUUUGUGAUAAAAGAUUUUCUCACAAGUCAAAUAUGAACGCGCACAUGAGAAUCCAUACAGGAGAAAAAGCCUUUAAUUGCUCAGUUUGUGGUAAAAACUAUUCUUAUAGGGCAAGCUUGUCGAUACACAUGCGGAAACACAAAGGAGAAUAAAGCUUUUCUUGUAAAGUUCUAAGAGCAGAGCCGACUACUUUUCUGGAUUAUGUCGGAGACUUCCGGCACUUGCUUUUGGUUUCCAACAUCGUGACUCACGGUAAAAAUCAGGUUCGCAUGGAUAGAAAAUACCCAGGUUUUUCAACCAAAUUAUGAAAAGAAGAAAUUAAUACUCACGAUCAAAGCUCGCAAACAAAAAUUGCAUUGGCUAACUCUGUAUGCCACCUAUGGGUGCAACUAGCUAGGAUUUAUAUACACUAUCAAUACCGUCACCGGGUGUACCAACAACAGGCUGAGCAAUUAUUCAGCCCAUCCAGAAUUUUGCGGUCUUUUUUUGUGAUUGUUGGAGCCUAAAAUGCCUGAAUUUGAGGAAAUUGUGGCAAACGUUAUGGUAAAUGGAUUACCGUAUUUUCCGCACUAUAAGGCGCACCUAAAAACCACAAAUUUUCU